Molecule: messenger RNA, 3249 nt
Organism: Diospyros lotus (date-plum)
Lineage: Eukaryota; Viridiplantae; Streptophyta; Magnoliopsida; Ericales; Ebenaceae
Product: COBRA-like protein 1
Exons: 6
Coding region: 1525-2913 (462 amino acids)
Biological process (GO): plant-type cell wall cellulose biosynthetic process; cellulose microfibril organization
Cellular component (GO): plasma membrane
Source: RefSeq, a predicted model, not a curated record
GUGGCAAAACUAGAUAUGGCCCAUGUCAUUCACCACCGGAUGUUGCUUGUAAAGCUCCGCCAGCCGGCGCAUCCUAGAUGUUCGCCAAAAUGCUUCAGUGACAGCGGACGGGUGUCUAUAUGGCUGCAGCUUUAAGUCCAUUGUGGCAUAGCAGUGUGGCAAAACUAGAUAUGGCCCAUGUCGUAUACCACCGGAUGUUGCUUGUAAAGCGCCGCCAGCCGGCGCAUCCUAGAUGUUCGCCAAAAUGCUUCAGUGACAGUGGACGCGUGUCUAUAUGCCUGCAGCCUUAAGUCCAUUGUAGCAUAGCAGUGUGGCAAAACUAGAUAUGGCCCAUGUCAUAUACCACCGGAUGGUGCUUGUAAAGCUCCGCCAGCCGGCGCAUCCUAGAUGCUCGCCGAAAUGCUUCAGUGACAGUGGACGCGCGUCUAUAUAUAUGCCUGCAGCUGCAGGUCAAUCUGGUUCCAAACUUAGAAAAUUAUGAACAAAACUUGACGGGAUUGAACUGAUAUACCGAUGUCUCUUAUGAUUGUUUUGGGUACUUUUCGAGGGUGCUUGGUGUUUGGAUGUGAGGGUGAACAGGAGCUUUUAGCCUUUUACAGAACUGUACAUCGCAUGACUGGUGCUUCUUGUUUUAGUGGGUUUAAAGGCAUAUUUGGAUUUACAUGGAUGCUAGUCCCAAGCACGACGAAUUCCCCUAUCUGAGUAACAAAAGGAUUAUUUCUGGGGCUUCAUAGAUACAUCCAUCAAAAGAAUAUUACAAAGAACCGGAUUAGUAAAUAUUUGAAUUUGUUUAGCAAUAUUUUGUAGGGAAUUUUCUUCCACUUUAUCUUUUCACAUUCCUUAGUGUGGUAAAUAUGAGAGAAUAUUACAGAACAUAUAGGGUAAAUCUAGAUUUUUUGGGGGGGCGUAAAAGGUUAGCAUCAAUACGUCAUAGAGAGCGAGUUUUAGAGGCAACAAUAAGAUUGUUUCUUUGUAAUUGGAGGGUCACAUGCUCAAAUUACAAAAUAAUUUCUUUGCAAAGCAAAAUUAAGACUGCAUACAAAAAUAAUCCUAUAUAACCCUUGUUAAACUGGGAGGAUCGUGAAAAAUGGGGGGUUAGUAUCCUAGGAAUGUACUUGUACAGUAUACCGUACUUUUAUCAGCAGGAACAGUUACAACCUUGUCAAGCAAGUAAUAUAACAAGGUAUAAUAUCUUGCCUUCUGUUUGGAAUUUUAUGCACGAGCUGCCCCUGUAUAUCCCAGACCAAAAGGGAGGAGAUAGUGGAGAAGACAAAGCAGGCUUUCUAGAGGCUUGUGUUUUGUUGUUUAGUACAUAUUCAUCCUUAGAUGUUGUUUAGUAAAUAUUCAUCCUUAGUACUCGGAACACUCUGGGACUUUAUCUUCAGAAUUUGUCUGUUCUAGAUUGUUGAUGUUUCCAAUGAUUGUAUUUUGUUGCAAACAAGGACAGUUGAUAUGGCGCUGAGGUGGCUCUGCAUAGGCUUAGGGCAUAUCCUUCCUUGAUUGUAAAUUUUUCAGGAAGACCCCAUGAAUUUGUCUCCUUCAACUAUAGGAGCUUCAAUCCAUCUCAACCUGCUAAUCUCCAGAGGGAGGAUGGCGUUAACUACCUUUCCACUGACAUUGAUAUUAUUACUUUCCAUGUGCAGACUUUCAGCCUGCUAUGAUCCCUUGGAUCCUAAUGGUAACAUCACAGUUACCUUUGACAUACUUCAAUGGAGAAUUGAUGGAUAUGUGGUAAGGGUAACCAUCCAGAACUAUUAUCAGUAUCGUCAUUUUGACCAAUCUGGUUGGCAACUCGGGUGGACAUGGUCCAAAAAUGAGGUUAUCUGGUCAAUGCUUGGUGCUUUUGCAACCCAACAGGGGAAUUGCUCAUCCUUCAAAUCCGAAGUACCACACUCCUGCAAGAAGGACCCCAUUAUAGUUGAUCUCAUGCCAGAUACUGCACCCAUUAAUAGGUCAGAAGGCUGCUGUCAUGGUGGCCGCCUUGCUGCCUGGGCUAUCAACCCUUCCACGUCAUUCUCAUCUUUCCUGAUUACAGUUGGAAACUUGGAAAGUAAUACUCCUGGAUACAAGCCUUUAAAUCUUACCCUCAUGGCACCUGGACCUGGUUACACUUGUGGGCCAAUGGUGGACACUGACCCUACAGUUUCAUCAGUUAUUGGGGGUAGAAGAGAAGAGCAGGUUUUCAGGACAUGGAAAUCAACGUGCACAUAUUCUACUUACUUGGCUAACCGAAUACCAAUUUGUUGUGUUUCACUCUCAACGUUUUACAAUCCAACCAUUACAUCAUGCCCUCAUUGUAGCUGUGGAUGCAAACCUGCAGGAAAUAACACAACAUCAUGUAUUAGAGAAGACUCGACUUCUAUACAGUCAGUCAGUGAUGCAGACAUAGUUCACUGCACAGAUCAUAUGUGCCCACUUCAAGUUCACUGGCACUUCAAGAACAACUACAGGGAUCAUUGGCGGCUAAAGCUGACUAUCUCUAACUACAAUUAUAGAAGGAACUACUCAAACUGGAAUGUAUUAGUUCAGCACCCUGGUUUUAGCCAGACUUCAAGAAGUUAUAGCUUCAACAGCACAAUGCUUCCCACUGUUGGGAUCACAGAUGAAGUUGCCCUCUUCUGGGGAAUAGACUACUACAACACUGAGCUGCUGAACGCCCAAGAGAACCAAGUCGGUUCAGUGACGACAGAGAUACUUCUGAAAAAGGACCCCAAGACAUUCACAUUGAGAAACGGAUGGGCCUUCCCCAGAAGGAUUUAUGUCAAUGGAGAGAACUGUCAAAUGUCUCUUCCAGACUCUUUCCCAAUGCUGCCAAAUGGAAGCUCCAGCCACCACAAACCUACUCGUCCCCUAUUGCUUCUUCUUCCUCUUCUGAUCUAUUUGACAUUCAAAACAUUUGCCGUUUGGCUCUGAUCGCCCUUCUGACAUGCCUGCAUUAUCAUCAGCAUUAUUGCUUCUUCUGGCUUGUAAAAUUCCUGCCAAUAACAACCCAAAGUCCUCUCUGUCACGUCUCAAUGCUUGCCAUAAUUCUGUCAAAAGUCGAUGUUGUAAAGAUUGGUGCUCUACGGUCGACUGUGAAACUUUCAGGUGAUGAGUUUCUUUCUUAUGAUUCUUAAGUAUGAUGUAUAUUCUAUUUCUUAGUAUCAUUUUUCUGAGGCCUUGAGGCCCCCUUUUGUUGUUGCCAUGGCUACUGUGCAUCAGUGAACCAGCUUGACUGCCAUUCCUAGCUAAUUUAUUAUAGAUAUAUUG